UUUUGAAAAUUAGACACCUCUCUCUCUCUCUCCCUCUUCUAUAAAAACCCAUGUUGUUGGAGAAAAGAAUUUGUUGUUUAGCUUUAAGGAUCAUCAUCAUAUUGCUAAUUAGGAAGCUCAAUUUUUGGGACUCUUUGGUCUUCUCAAUUUUUGCAGACCAUACCAUACCAGAACUACACGGAACAGUGAGAUACAGAGACAGAGAAAUGGAAAAUGGAGGGAAGAAAUUGAAUAAUGGAAGUAGCCAACAAUUCGAAACGCCGACGAACAUCACAAUCAAAGGCAUUCUGGGUCUGUUGAUGGCCAACAUCGAUUCCAACGACGAGAGGCGAAUUAUUUCUCUGGGUAUGGGAGACCCAUCUGCCUACUCUUGCUUCCACACCACUGUUGUUGCUGAAGAAGCUGUGGUCGAUUCUCUUCGCUCUGAGAAGUUCAAUGGCUACUCUCCCACAGUCGGUCUUCCUCAAACCAGAACGGCAAUUGCUGAAUAUUUGUCACGUGAUCUCCCUUACAAGUUAUCACCCGACGAUGCUUUUGUCACAUCUGGUUGCACUCAAGCUAUUGAUGUAGCAUUGUCAAUGUUAGCUCGCCCGGGAGUGAAUAUUUUGCUUCCAAGGCCAGGGUUCCCAAUCUACGAACUUUGUGCUGCUUUUAGACAUCUUGAAGUUCGGCAUUUUGAUCUUCUUUCCGAAAAGGGUUGGGAAGUUGAUCUUGAUGCUGUCGAAGCUCUUGCAGACCAUAACACUGCUGCAAUGGUAAUCAUAAAUCCUGGGAAUCCAUGUGGCAAUGUCUAUACUUAUCAACAUUUGAAGAAGAUUGCUGAAACUGCUAAAAGGCUGAAAAUUCCUGUAAUUGCUGAUGAAGUUUAUGGCCACCUUGCUUUUGGGGCUAAUCCUUUUGUGCCGAUGGGAGUUUUUGGUUCAGUUGUUCCAGUUCUCACGCUUGGCUCUUUAUCAAAGCGAUGGAUAGUCCCCGGUUGGCGACUUGGUUGGUUUGUGAUAAAUGAUCCAAAUGACAUCUUCAGAAACCCAAAGAUUGUUGAGCGGCUUAAGAAGUAUUUUGAUAUUCUUGGGGGUCCUUCAACAUUUAUACAGGCAGCAGUCCCGCGCAUUCUUCAGCAAACUGAAGACGUAUUCUUUACAAAGACCAUUAAUAUACUAAAGCAGACCUCUGAUAUUUGUUGUGAAAGAAUAAAGGAGAUUCCUUGCAUUUCAUGCCCAUAUAAACCAGUGGGAUCCAUGGCUGUUAUGAUGAAACUGAAUGUUUCCCUCCUCAAAGACAUUAGCGAUGACAUUGACUUUUGCUUCAAACUGGCCAAGGAGGAAUCUGUGAUCAUUCUUCCAGGACUUGCUGUGGGUAUGAAAGAUUGGAUUCGCAUCACUUUCGCGGUUGAACCAUCUUCACUUGAAGAAGCUUUCGGGAGGGUGAAGUCUUUCUAUCACCGACACUCCAAUCAGCAAAUAGAAUACUAAAUAAUUCAGGCCGAUACUGGCUAUAUAAGCCAUCGCCAUUGAAUUUUUACCCAGUAGUAUCUUAUUUGUAAAAUUGUGGUGGUGCAUAGAUGUACUCAUUUAUUUUAAUAUUAAAUAUUUUAUAUAAUAAUUUAUUUAAUUUAUGAUAGAUGGUGGUUACUUGUAUUAAUAUGUGUUUCAAGAGUUUGGAACUCUUUUUAUUAAGACAUGCAUUAUUAUCAUUGGAA
This is a messenger RNA of Camellia sinensis, 1699 nucleotides long. The record is from RefSeq and is a predicted model, not a curated record. NCBI's taxonomy places the organism in Eukaryota, Viridiplantae, Streptophyta, Magnoliopsida, Ericales, Theaceae.